Carlito syrichta (Philippine tarsier) is the source of this 2310-nucleotide messenger RNA. It is a transcript of the gene SCLY, whose product is annotated as selenocysteine lyase. Bases 7 to 1242 code for a protein of 411 amino acids. NCBI's taxonomy places the organism in Eukaryota, Metazoa, Chordata, Mammalia, Primates, Tarsiidae. The transcript has 11 exons. The record is from RefSeq and is a predicted model, not a curated record.
GUUUAUAUGGACUACAAUGCAACCACUCCCCUGGAGCCAGAAGUCAUCCAGGCCGUGACCCAGGCCAUGAAGGAGGCCUGGGGAAAUCCCAGCAGUCCUUAUCCAGCAGGAAGAAAAGCCAAGGAGAUUAUAAAUGCAGCUCGGGAAAGCCUUGCGAAGAUGAUAGGUGGGAAGCCUCAAGACAUAAUCUUCACUUCUGGGGGUACUGAGUCAAAUAAUUUAGUAAUCCAUUCUAUGGUGAAACAUUUCCAUGAAAACCAAACCUCAAAGGGCGACAUGGUUGAGCGCCACGAUCCAGUGGAGGGGGCCAAGCCCCAUUUUAUUACUUGCACAGUGGAACAUGACUCCAUCCGUCUGCCCCUGGAGCACCUGGUGGAGGAACAAGUGGCAGAGGUCACCUUUGUCCCAGUGUCCAGGGUGAGCGGGCGGGCAGAGGUGGAUGACAUCCUUGCGGCCGUCCGCCCAACCACACGCCUCGUGACCAUCAUGCUGGCCAAUAACGAGACUGGCAUCAUCAUGCCCAUCCCUGAAAUCAGUCAGUGCGUUAAAACCCAAAACCAGAAGCGGGCAGCCACUGGGCUGCCUCCUAUCCUGAUGCACACAGAUGCUGCACAAGCCUUGGGGAAAAGGCGUGUGGAUGUGGAAGACCUGGGUGUGGACUUCCUUACAAUCGUGGGGCAUAAGUUCUAUGGUCCCAGGAUUGGUGCACUUUAUGUACGAGGCCUCGGUGACCUUACUCCUCUGCACCCUAUGCUGUUUGGAGGUGGACAAGAAUGGAAUUUCAGGCCAGGGACAGAGAACACCCCAAUGAUUGCCGGCCUUGGGAAGGCUGCUGAGCUAGUGACCCAGAACUGUGAAGUGUAUGAGGCCCACAUGAGGGACAUUCGGGAUUACCUGGAGGAGAGGCUGGAGGCUGAAUUUGAUGAGAGAAUCCAUUUGAAUAGCCAGUUUCCAGGGGCUGAACGGCUUCCCAACACUUGCAACUUCUCUAUCCGGGGACCCCAACUUCAAGGCCGCCUGGUACUCACACAGUGCCGGACACUGAUGGCCAGUGUAGGGGCUGCAUGCCACUCAGACCAUGGAGACCGGCCAUCCCCAGUGCUGCUGAGUUGCGGCAUCCCCUUCGACGUGGCCAGGAACGCACUCCGGCUCAGUGUGGGCCGCAGCACCACCAGGGCUGAGGUGGACCUCAUCGUGCAGGACCUGAAGGAGGCUGUGGCCAGACUGGAGGACCGGGCCUAGCGUGGGGAUCACCCUGGCCGCUCCACUCAUAGGAAGCCCUUCCCAGGGCGGCCGGGCGUGUCACCUUCCAUCCCUUCCUGAGGGCUGUGCCAGGAUGACUGUCUUAACUUCUCCAAAUCUUCCUUCUGUUCCAGAGCAUCUGAGCAUAGGGAAGUGUGUGUGCUCCAGUGCUCCAGGGUUCCUCCCCUGGAGCACAGACCCCUGUGGCACAUAAAGGCCCAGGACAUCAAUACUCACAUAGGACCGUCCCCUGUCUACUGCUGCCACGUGGCAACCGUUGAAGUAGAAAUGGUUUGGCUGCAUCCACGCUCCCCUCUGGAAAUUGGGUGAACCUGUUAUGAGCACUCCUUCCUGGAAGGUGGUGUUUUUAUCUGACAAUUAAUGAUAAAAUCCAAGUAUUUAUCAUUCAUUGUCAGCUAGUUGUGUAAUGAGAAUAGGAAACAAAAAAAAUAGGAAACUUGAUUUUUCCCCCCCAACCAUGGCCUCCCACGCACACUUCUACAGAGGUGUAUCCUCUCGAGGCCCAUCUCAAGCUCUUCCCAAGUGCCUCCUUGACCAGCCGUGCUCUGGCCUCAGAGUAUGGUGACCCCAGCUAGGCUGUGGCCCGUCCCACUCUGUGUGGUAGUCCCCACCUCCUGCUUCUCUAGCCCUGAGCACCUGUUCUGGCCGCAGUUCCUCAGAGCUGUAGGUCACUACGUGCUCCUACUACCACCCAGGGCUUCUUGUCUUUUCCCUUGGAAUUAUUUACUUGGGGUUUCAUCUCCGAGUUAGUUCCUGAGUCUUGGGCAGCUGGUGCUUAUGUGACUCGGUCAUCCCUGAGGUGGGAAAUCACAUCAUCCCUAAGUCAGCUUUUGUCUUAACUUUAUUUACAAAGGAUUCUUUUCUCUUCACAAAUGCCUUGUGACAUUCUGAUACACAUCACAUGUUGAUAUUUACAUAGGAAUCGUUUUCAGUGGAAUAACAUUUUGAAUGUGUAGUUUUAAAGUUCAAAGAACUACAUGAUGAUAUUGAGGAAACACUUGCCAGAAACUAAAUGAACUAAUAAAAGAUUUCAGUGCUUGGCUUGGA